Huiozyma naganishii CBS 8797 is the source of this 1506-nucleotide messenger RNA. It is a transcript of the gene SNG1, whose product is annotated as Sng1p. Gene Ontology annotation, cellular component: membrane. Bases 1 to 1506 code for a protein of 501 amino acids. The record is from RefSeq and is a predicted model, not a curated record. The transcript has a single exon. NCBI's taxonomy places the organism in Eukaryota, Fungi, Ascomycota, Saccharomycetes, Saccharomycetales, Saccharomycetaceae.
AUGCAGGGCGAUACAACGAACGGGAAAAGUUUGGAUAGUACGAGAAUGAACUCAAUGGACGGCAGUAGCAGCAGUCGUGGUAGUGCUGAAGCUAGCAGUGUCGCAGACGAUAUUGAAGGGUACGAGCAAUCUAAGGUGGAACCUUUGGGUGUCCCCCUGCAGCCGGUGAGGACGAGUCUUUUCUCUCCCAGGAUGAAGGGGACGAGGAAGAAGAUUCUCAUAAAGUUUGUACUGGUCAAUUUGUUACUGGGGGCGUUCAUCCUCUCACUGUUGACAGUGUACUGGGGGGCGACAUACAGAACCACUAAACAUUUGCGUAGAGUCACCGUGGUGGCUGUGUUGGAGGAUGAUCCUGUGGAUUCCCCCAUUAGCGAGGGUAUGACAGAUGCCCUGCCAGGUUUGAUUGAUGCUAACCCUUUAGGCUGGAAAAUCUUCAAUACUUCCCAUUUUAUGGCAAAGUACAACUUAGAUAACCGUUCAGAGAUAUCCGAGCGGUUGAUCAAGCUUGUGUACGACGAGAAAUACUGGUUUGCGUUCCACUUGAAACCUAAUAUGACUUUCUCAUUGUAUAACUCUUUGGUCAAUGCGGGGCCCGACACGGUCCGGUUCAAUUCUACCGAGUUUGUGGAUGUGGUCUACGAGACGGGGAGGGAUCCCGCAAGUGUUGCGUCCGUCAUGAUACCGUAUGUGAAGGAACUUCAAAGCCAGUGGAAGAACUACUAUCAAAGCACGUACCUACCUUCGUUCCUUUCCAAUAUUACCAAUACGAACGACUUUCAAGCAAGACCACAAAUGUGGUCUACCCUGGGGGACAUCACAUUCAACUUCAUUGAUUACAGACCCUUCUAUGACCGGAUAAUCUUAUCGCCGUUGCAAGUUGGUAUGAUUUACUGUAUCAUUUUAACGGUUUUCCAGUUUGCUGUCUUCGGUCCAUUGCACAUGGAGAUGGCGCGCGUCUUGAAACCAAAACACAUUUUCAUUUACAGACUGUUCAUGUCGUGGUCAACGUACUUCUUCAUGUCCCUCUUCUUCUGCACCGUUUCAGCAAUGAUGCAGAUCGACUUCACAAGGGCAUUCGGCCGCGGUGGGUUUGUCGUCUACUGGUUUUCCACUUUGCUCGUCAUGGCCGCCGUCGGUGGUGCAAACGAAAACGUUAUAGGUCUCAUUGUAGUGUACGGCCCACAAUAUUUGACUUCAUGGCUGUUGACGUGGAUUAUCAUGAACAUCGCUUCAAGUUUCUACCCACUCGUCCUAAACAACGUUUUUUACAGAUACGGUUACAUGAUGCCUUUGCACAACGGUGUCGAUAUAUUCAAAGUGAUAUUCCUAAACGUAUCGAAACAACAUAUGGGGAGGAACUACGGUAUAUUGGUAGCGUGGAUUGCUGUAAACACCAUCCUUGCUCCUGUAGUGAUGAAAUUCAUCGGUAAAAAGGCGCAACAAAACGGUAAGCUACAAGACCAAGCAGUUUUGAAGAAAUACAAUUUACUGCAGGACAGUUCGUAG